Messenger RNA from Guyanagaster necrorhizus, 565 nucleotides. RefSeq lists its product as uncharacterized. The transcript has 3 exons. The record is from RefSeq and is a predicted model, not a curated record. The coding region runs from base 47 to 469 and encodes 140 amino acids. Lineage: Eukaryota; Fungi; Basidiomycota; Agaricomycetes; Agaricales; Physalacriaceae.
GCCGCCGGCCUUGACGCGCUCGAGAUUCUUCUGUACUGCCACGACGAUGCAGCGAAUACUGGGCACCACCGUUCGUAUUGCACGGCCUUUCCACUACCGUGCUCUCUACAUUCCACACCCCUUCUCGACGAGUGUUCGCCGUCUCGCUACACCCUCAUCCGAGUCACCGGAAGACCUCGCAAAAUUUGAAAAGUUCCAGAACACAACGGUAUUCAAGGCGUUGCGGGACAACCCCGAUGCAUACCGCGCUUUAAGUGAUUUCAUCGUCUUCAUUAAAAAACAAGGGCUUGACUACAGAACACCACCGUCCAAGGUGGCAAUGAUCAAGCUUGCCAUGAAUCCAGAAUUUAGGGCUGCCUUUCAAAAGGUCAAUGAGGAGUGCAUGAAGGUUGGCGUUGACUUUUCGUCCAAGGAAGUUCAACAAGAAAUCAUGGACGUCUUCGGAAAACCGCCCACAAGCGACGACUGAAGGGUACUACAUUGUUGGCCUGACCGUUGAGCACGCACUUCAGUCGGCUGCAUCGAGCUUCGCGGAGAGAAUUCAAGUACCCCCCCCCCCCCACAU